Messenger RNA from Dimorphilus gyrociliatus, 475 nucleotides. The record is from the annotation of a GenBank genome assembly. Lineage: Eukaryota; Metazoa; Annelida; Polychaeta; Dinophilidae.
CAUGAAGAACGUCAAUAAUCCGACUUCAGAUGGAAGGGAAAGUUUCAAAGAAUUUGGCGAUGCUUUAAAAGAGUUUGCUGAAAGAUUUAUCGCUAAGCAAGUUCGUUCAGAGUCAAAAGAUUUUUUUGUUAGAAUAGCUGGUAUUUCGGGUAUAAUUGCUAUGCUCCUAGACGCUUACGGCUCCCAUAUUUUUAGAAAUCAGAUUGAUGAAGAUGAUACAGAUCUAAUUGACAGUUCCGAUUUAAAAUACGUUUUCAAAAUAGGAAAUCGUUAUCAUUUUGUAUCAACACUAUGUCUGUUAGCUACUCCUGGAAUGAGACAUCCGUAUUUAAGUGGAUUUUUAAUGACAACCGGUAUGACAAUAUUUUGUGGAAGUUGCUACUAUCAUGCUUUAACUGGCAAGACAAAGUACAAUUGGCUUACACCGUACGGUGGAGUUACAUUGCUGAUCGCAUGGUUUUCAAUGGCAUUAUAA